Messenger RNA from Pelobates cultripes (western spadefoot toad), 703 nucleotides. NCBI's taxonomy places the organism in Eukaryota, Metazoa, Chordata, Amphibia, Anura, Pelobatidae. The record is from the annotation of a GenBank genome assembly.
CAGAAGUCCUCUAUAAACAAGGCUGAUUUAUUUGGCAGAAUCCAAGUACUCACCUGGAGAAGGUUCUAUGGGUUAUAUGGAUGAACAUUUGAAUCGACUAUGAGCUUCUAGUAGUGUAAAACUGGACGAUAACAUGGAAGCAUUUGAAGUGGAUGACAUCAGUCCGGCUUUGGAAGUCACAGAAGACUUUUUUAGCUCUUUUGAAAAGCUAGAACAUGUUGGCCAUCAGGGUGAAGUCUUUGGAAUUCAUGAAGUCCCAGAGCUCUUGGGAAAUGAGAUAUCCAAUAAAAUUAUACAAGCUGAUGGUCAAAAUGCCAAUACUUCGCAGAGUAGCAUUAUUUGGGAGAGGUGUAAAAGUAGUCUCUUUGAUGCCAAAGCAAAGAAUGGGAUCCAUGCCAAAGAACUUUAUUCGUCAAAUAGAAGAGUAUUUCCUGAUAGCCCCCUGAAUGGUGAAGGGGAUAAAGACACAUCUGCUUUUAACUUCUUUAGUGCAUGUCGUAGACGUGAUAGACCUCGUUCCAUUAAUGAUACACUUGCUUGGGUUGAAGAAGCACCUAAAUUUAAGCGAGGUCACAACAGAUCAAGAUCUGAUAUUAGCCAUCUAGACUGGACAAAUGUUCGCAAGCCAGCCCCUUUACAGAGGUCUUCAAGCCAGGGAGUGCAUUACACGAAGCAAGACAUUGAAGGAAAUACUGGUAUGUGA